This is a messenger RNA of Nymphaea colorata (pocket water lily), 1008 nucleotides long. RefSeq lists its product as uncharacterized. The record is from RefSeq and is a predicted model, not a curated record. Bases 224 to 784 code for a protein of 186 amino acids. Lineage: Eukaryota; Viridiplantae; Streptophyta; Magnoliopsida; Nymphaeales; Nymphaeaceae. The transcript is spliced from 5 exons.
GGAAAAGAAGGGGAAAAAAAAAGAGGGAAAAAUCCUCAAACCCUAGCUCUCCCGAGUCCCCUGCUUAAACCCUAUCUUUCUAUGGCAGUACUCGUCUCUCCGAUCUACUGCAACUGCGCGGCCGCCUCCUAACCUUCGCUUCUCGUCUCUCAGGCCCUAAUCGGUCUCUAUAACUUAGCAUUCUCGGUUCCUUUCCGUUAUUUUGCGGGAACAUUUUUUUGAGAUGGAGGUCGCUGGGGAUUUCUACUCUUCGGAGGCUGUUGCUCUCAGGCAAAUGGCUGCUUCCUUGGUGGAAGCUGUCGCUGUUGAGGCGGUGCUCGUCGCCCAAAAGUCAGUUUACUUACUUCUAGCGAUGGGCUGCCUGAUGACUGGAAGAAAUUUCUUGGAUCAGGAGAGUGAGAACAAUCACGGGUUCGAUCACUCCAUCUUAAUUGGGAUGAAGGAAAAGAAUACAAGACAUGUCGGCGAUGGGGUUGCUCCUGAAAACAAAGAUGAUGGGGAUUCAGAGAAUGAUGAUGACGAUGAAGACGAUGAAGAUGGUGAAGAGCAGGAUGAUGAUGACGAGCACGCAUCUGGAGAUGAGGAUAACGAUAACCAAGGAGAUGAAGACCAGGAAGACGAUGUUGAAGCGAACGGAGGAGGAGGCAGUGAUGAUGAAGACGACGAUGAUGAAGAGGAAGAUGAAGAUGAGGAUGAGGAAGAUGAAGAUGGUGAGGAUGAUGAUGAGGAAGAUGAAGAAGAGGAUGAAGAGAUGCCUGAGCCUCCAAUUAAAAAGAGGAAGUGACCAAACUCGGGCGUUUGGCUUGUGUUUUUCUUAGGGCAGGGACGGAGUUAGUCUAACUUUCUAUGAACUUGUUGGUUACAUAUCAAUACAUUUCGUCGCUCUUAAUUGUUAUUUGCGAAAUGUGUCUCCUUUAACUUUGAACGGUGACAUUUUCUCUCUAUUUGAAUGUGAAUUUGAAGCAACUGGAUGCAUUUUUAGGUUCGAAUGUAUCCUUUUGGAUGGAA